Nezara viridula (southern green stink bug) is the source of this 2326-nucleotide messenger RNA. The record is from the annotation of a GenBank genome assembly. Lineage: Eukaryota; Metazoa; Arthropoda; Insecta; Hemiptera; Pentatomidae.
CUAUUAUAUAAGGUACUCAAUAGUGUGUGUUUAGUGUUCAGUGCGAGUCGCUUUGAUGAGUGUCAGUUCCUGAUGUACUUUGGUAUUCCACAUUAAUGAGAUUCACUUUUUCCGUCAUGAAAACGGCGUUGGCACUCGUUCUAUUAUCUCUUCUCACUAUUAAAUCGGAAGGGAGUAAUAUACUGGUGCUUCUCCCACUUCCUCUUUACAGCCACACAAACACGUUUAUGCCAGUGUUUAAGGAGCUGGCAAUCAGGGGACAUAACGUUACAAUGGUUUCGCCUUACCCACAAAAGGAUUCUAUUCCUAAUUGGACUGAAGUAAUUAUAAAUGGGACAGCGGCUGAGGAAAAGUUAGGAAGCGCCGUGAAGCAAAUGGUGGGGCUGAACCGGUACAGGUUUUUCUCUUUCAUAGCGAGGGUACUAUCUGAGCUGAUGGAAGUGACCUUCCAAGAAGAGACUCUGCAGAACUUGAUCAAGGCGGAAGACCUUCAGUUCGACUUGGUCAUCAUAGAACCAUUCGUUUCAGAACCUCUAGUUGCUUUCGGACACAAGCUGAAUGUUCCAGUAGUCAACAUAUACCCACUGGCACCGUCUCCAUGGGUCUCUUACCUGACAGGGGGCGAGGUUUCAUUCUCUUUAAUGCCAAACAUUAGAACGGAGUACACCAAUCAGAUGACUUUCUUAGAGCGACUCGACAAUACCUUGAUCAAUUUGAUAGAAUUAGUCACAAACUAUUUCUAUUAUAUUCCAAGGCAGGAAGCAUUAAUGAAGAAGUACAUGGUUUAUCCUGGAUCUGAUAGGCUUCCCGACCUACUGACCAUGCUGCAGGACAUAUCCUUAACUUUAUUAGAUUACCACAUGUCGGUAGGAUACGUCGAACCACUGCAGCCCAACCAGAUCCCAGUUGGUGGUCUAACUUUGCGAACUGAUGGCCAACUACCUAAGGAUUUACAAGAUAUUAUGGAUGAAUCAAAAAGUGGUGUCAUCUAUAUUAGCUUCGGUUCGUUCCUUGGCAGCAAUCAAGUCCCUGAGGAAUGGCUAGUGGCCUUGCUGGAAGCGAUGGCCAAACUUGACCAGACAGUUCUAUUCAAGUGGAACAUGGAUAUUCCUAAGAAACCCAAGAAUGUCAUUGUGAGGAAAUGGUAUCCCCAGUCCAGUGUGCUAACACAUCCGAACCUCAGACUGUUCGUUACACAUUCCGGACUACACAGCAUCACGGAGGCAACUUACUUUGGCAUCCCUUUGGUUUGCAUGCCCUUCUUCACUGAUCAGCUUUACAAUUCCAAGUUCGUCCAACAGGCGGGUUAUGGGCUCAUAGUUCGCGAAGAGAACAGAACAAGUGAGAACAUUUACUGGGCCAUUAACACAGUACUCAACGACCCAAGAUUUAAGGAAAAAGCACUGGAGAGAUCUAAAAUUGUAAAGGAUAGACCUCAGACAGCGCUGGAAUCAGCAGUCUAUUGGAUCGAAUACGUGUUGAGGCACAAAGGAGCGAAACACCUCAAGCCCGCCAGGGCACAGUUCAACAUAUACCAAGCUCUCUCUAUCGAUGUUGCAGCUUGCUUCCUAGUAGUUAUUAGCUUAUCAUUAUUAAUAGUGUAUAAGUCUAUCAGGAUUGUAUGUUGUGCAAUAUGUUCAAGAGCACCAAAGGUCAAAAAAGACUAAAUUAUUUUUGUAGAUAUUAAGUUAUUUUGGUCUUAAAGAAAUGCUAUUUGUAUUUUAUUUACAAAGUCUCGUAAAAACGAUAUGUUUGUAUUUUUUAUGGAAUGUUAAUAUUUUUGAAAAUAAUUGAAUAAAAUAUAUUAAAUAUUGUACUAUAAUUCUUAAUUUUUUAUUAUAUCUAAAAGAUAAAUUUUUCCGUAUAAAAAUGGGGACUGAGUUUUCUGCAAUUAAACAAAUAAAAGCUGGAGUACCUCAAGGCAGUGUCUUGGGUCCAACACUUUUCAACAUUUACUGUUCAGACAUUUCACAACAUUCUGAAAUACUAUUGGCUACAUUUGCUGAUGACUCGGCAAUAUUAAGAUCUAUCAAGGAUGAAGCUAAUGCUUAUCAGGAGGUACUUCAAGAACACCUAGACGACAUAGCUUGUUGGGCUAAAACGUGGAAGAUAAAAAUGAACGAGCCAAUUUGUUUCAUAUACACUUAGACAUGACUCUUGUCCUCCAGUGUCCUUUAAUAAUAUCGCUUUACCACCUUCAAAAACUGUACGAUAUUUGGUUCUCCACUUGGACAAACCACUGACAUGGACAUACUACAUAAGACAAAAAAUAGAAGAACUUAAUCAGCGAUACGGACUUCUUUCUAGGCUACUUGACAAACGUUCU